Messenger RNA from Exaiptasia diaphana, 2185 nucleotides. RefSeq names its product nuclear inhibitor of protein phosphatase 1. The record is from RefSeq and is a predicted model, not a curated record. Lineage: Eukaryota; Metazoa; Cnidaria; Anthozoa; Actiniaria; Aiptasiidae. Gene Ontology annotation, cellular component: nuclear speck. The transcript is spliced from 7 exons. The coding region runs from base 14 to 1087 and encodes 357 amino acids. Gene Ontology annotation, molecular function: protein binding; mRNA binding; protein serine/threonine phosphatase inhibitor activity.
CCACGGGGACAAAAUGGCGGACGUCAAUGAAAAGACAACUCCAGUGAAGAAAGGGCCUUACGAGAUCCCUUCAUGGGCCGGUAAACCCCCUCAAGGAUUGCACUUGGAUGUUAUGAAAACAGAUAAACUUGUGGAGAAACUUAUAAUCGAUGAGAAGUCCUGCUACUUGUUUGGAAGAAACAAAGAUACUUGCGACUUUUCGUUGGAACAUACAUCCUGCUCCAGAGUCCAUGCUGCCCUAGUAUUCCACAGGCAUCUCAAAAGAUGUUUCUUGGUUGACUUGGGAAGCACUCAUGGAACAUUCAUAGGAACAAUAAGAAUUGAAAAACAAAAACCAACUCAAGUCCAGGUUGAUAGUGUGAUAAGGUUUGGUGCAUCGACACGUAGUUAUACUCUCAGAGAAAAGCCUACCGGUUCAUCAAAAGGGGAAAAAGACAUGGGAGAUGAAAAUGAAGAAAACAAUCAGGCUGGGCUGCUGGGAUUACCAGAAUCUGACACUGAAUUAGAUGAUCUUACAGAAUUUAAUACAGCGCAUAACAAGAGGUUAGCUUUAGCUGGACUGGAUGAGUCAUCUGGCAAUCUAGGAACCAUGUCUAAAUUAUCACGCAAGAGGAAGUCUUCCAAUAAUGUUUCAUUCAAAGAUUCUGAGGAAAUUAUAAAUCCAGAGGAUGUUGAUCCCAGUAUUGGCAAGUUUAGAAACAUGAUUCAUACUUCAGUGGUUGUACCUAACAAAAAAAUCCGUGUAUCAGGAACUGGAAGUGGGAGUAUGACGGACAGCAUAACAAGACGUUUACAGAGUUUCCCAUACUCUCAAGGACUUUAUGCAAACCUGCCUGGAACAGGUGGUGACCAGCCUACUUCACCAACCUCUCCCACCUCACCUACGGCAUCACUACCCAAGUUGAAUAUUACAUCAGCACCAGAGGUUGAAUCUCCUACUAUGCAACACAUUCAUAUGGCUCCUGAGUUGUUUCAUCCUAAGACUGCUGCUUUUAUACCCAAUAUGCAAUCUGAAGCUCCUAAGAAAAAGAAAUAUGCAAAGGAGGCUUGGCCUGGGAAGAAGCCAACUCCAUCUCUGUUAAUAUAGGAAAUUAUUAGGAUAUUUUUAGAUGGUAUUGGUUAGUGUUUACGUCAAACCUUCUUGCUUCAGUCACACAAAGUUCCUUGGCCAAUGAGAUUGGUUCCAGUUUUUACAUUCCAAUUCCAGAAGAGCUUCUGAUUGGCUCUUUAAAAGCGAUUCAUGAACAAGCAUUUUUAAUCUUUUAAUCUUGUCCAAGCUAAAAAGCGUGCUUAAAUAUAUGUAAAGACACUAUUUUUCUUGGAUAUUUUUUCAUCUGACUUGAAUUGAAUCUCCCACAGAAAAAAUAUUUUCUCCUGGGACUGUCGUAGUAAUGGUGAAUAGCAGUUUCACUAAGUGAAUCCUUAUCCAAUGGAUAAAGUUCAUACAAAAUCUAUGGAGAAGAUACUUUUAUCCGGCCAUCCUUCAGUACAACAGCAAGAUUCCUCACAAAACAAACUGAACAUUUUCUUCAGUGACGUUUGGUAUUCUACCAACAUUAGGGUUAUUUUAUAAAGCUUGGGUUUUCAAAUAGGUCUCUUUGACCUUUUCUGAAAUAGUAUUACGCAUUGCAUUGUGGUUUAGAUUCAGUACAAACAUCUUUUGUUCAUGCAGCCAAAUAUGGUAUUGUACUGAAGCUAGACCACAAUGCAUCAUUUUUUAUGCAUUCAAAAAAAGGUUCAUGUCAAUACUAGUGCACAAGAACAUCGCUGUGUGUUGGUUUGCUUUUGUUUACAUCACUUAUAUAAAUUAUUCCAAGCCAAAGAAUUCUGUGAGAGACGUCAUGCUUGGCAAAGGAGCCAAAUAAAAGAAAGAUCAGACUUUGUAUAAAAAUAUCUCUGUAAACUCCUGUAAAUAGCUCUCUUAAAUAUCAGUUCAUAGACAGCUAUGUAAGAAAACUUUGGGUGAUUUUAUACUGCAUAGUCCAAGACCGGAGUGCACUGUUGCUAUUAUAAUCCACGUUAAAAAGUAGCUGGUAUAGUGAGACCAAGAAAACUUCUUUUCAACGGCGAUAAAAAAGAACAAUAGUGCAUUUCGGUCUUGGAAUAAAUGGUUAGUAUUUAGUAUUCGACGUUUUCUAAAAGAGCUGUAUAAAUAAAGAAGUGAUAAUGGACUUCAUUUGCUGUC